Messenger RNA from Pristis pectinata (smalltooth sawfish), 9030 nucleotides. RefSeq names its product DOT1-like histone H3K79 methyltransferase (gene dot1l). Gene Ontology annotation, cellular component: nucleus. Bases 302 to 4762 code for a protein of 1486 amino acids. The transcript is spliced from 29 exons. Lineage: Eukaryota; Metazoa; Chordata; Chondrichthyes; Rhinopristiformes; Pristidae. Gene Ontology annotation, molecular function: histone H3K79 methyltransferase activity. The record is from RefSeq and is a predicted model, not a curated record. Gene Ontology annotation, biological process: DNA repair; regulation of transcription regulatory region DNA binding; DNA damage checkpoint signaling.
CUCAGUUCAUGCCGGCCCAAGAUGGCCGAGGCUCGGGCUCUGGCGGCGGGGAGUCACGAAAGGGAUAUGAUGACAAAUUACGUUUGAACUUUUUUUUUGACUCACUCAUAUAUUAAAAGAAAUCAACGCCCCCUUUUUUUUCUCUUCCACCCCUUUCGCUCUUCCACCUCGCCUCUCAGUUUCCCCCCUCCCCUCUCCUCCUCCUCCUCCUCCUCCCCUCUUUUAUUUUUCUCCGGUUGUGUGUUUUUGUCCAAAACCUUUCCAAUCCGUCAAGACAUAGCAUGAUAGUACCAGGAAGAAAAUGGGCGAGAAGCACGAACUGCGUCUUAAGAGCCCAGUGGGUGCGGAAGCUGCUGUGUAUCCCUGGCCCUUACCGGUCUAUGACAAACAUCACGAUGCUGCUCAUGAAAUUAUUGAAACCAUCCGAUGGGUUUGUGAAGAGGUCCCUGAUCUUAAGCUUGCUAUGGAAAACUACGUGCUAGUGGACUAUGAUACCAAAUGCUUUGAAAGCAUGCAAAAGCUAUGUGAGAAGUACAACCGGGCCAUGGAUAGCAUUCAGCAGUUGUGGAAAGGGACAACACAGCCUAUGAAACUGAAUACUCGGCCUUGCAAUGGCCUGCUACGACAUAUUCUGCAACAGGUCUACAACCACUCAGUGACUGAUCCAGAGAAACUGAACAAUUAUGAACCCUUUUCUCCAGAAGUUUAUGGAGAAACAUCGUUUGAUUUAGUUGCCCAAAUGAUUGAUGAGAUCAAGAUGACUGAAGAUGAUACAUUUGUUGAUUUGGGAAGUGGAGUGGGUCAAGUCGUGUUGCAAGUUGCUGCAGCUACACAGUGCAAGCAUUACUAUGGUGUUGAAAAGGCAGAGAUACCAGCAAAAUAUGCUGAGGCAAUGGAUACAGAGUUCAGGAAAUGGAUGCGGUGGUAUGGGAAGAAAUAUGGAGAGUACACUCUGGAAAGAGGUGACUUCCUUUCUGAAGAAUGGAAAGAAAAAAUUGCAAGUACAAGUGUUGUGUUUGUGAAUAAUUUUGCCUUUGGUCCCGAGGUGGAUCACCAGCUGAAGGAACGAUUUGCAAACAUGAAGGAAGGUGGCAAAAUUGUUUCUUCCAAGCCCUUUGCACCAUUGAAUUUCAGAAUAAAUAGCAGGAAUUUGAGUGAUAUUGGCACUAUCAUGAAGGUUGUUGAGUUAUCACCACUUCGAGGCUCAGUUUCAUGGACUGGAAAACCAGUUUCCUACUACCUGCAUACAAUUGACCGGACCAUACUUGAAAACUACUUUUCUAGUCUCAAAAAUCCAAAACUCAGGGAGGAACAAGAGGCAGCUAGACGUAGACAACAAAAGGAAAACAAAGAAAAUAAGAGCAGUACGACAACUCCAACCAAGGAUUCUGGUCCUGAAGAGGAGAAAAUUGGGGUAACCGGAAUUAAAAAAUCAGCUUCCCCUGCUAAACCACGCAAGAGCAAGAUAAUUAACAAAGGCAAGAGAAUUGCAGUUAAAAAAAGAGGGCGCCCCAAGAAAAUGAGCACUGCAAUUUCAAAAAGAAAUACAAAGAAAAGCCAAUCUGCACUGGAUCUUUUACAUGCUCAGACUCUAUCGGCAUCCUCGCCUCAGGAUGCAUAUAAGUCACCUCAUAGUCCAUUUUACCAACUACCUCCCAAAGUGCAACGCUAUUCACCCAAUCAGUUUUUACUGGGUCCUACACCACCUGCACUACAGAAGCUGCUAGAGUCUUUCAGGUUGCAGUAUCUGCAGUUUAUGGCAUAUAUGAAGACACCUCAGUACAAGACAAACUUGCAGCAAUUACUGGACCAGGAAAAGUUGAAGAACAUGCAUUUAACAGGGACAGCACAGCAGCUGUUUAGACAUUGUCAGACGCAGAAAGAAGAGGUCCGCCUUCUUUUUCAGCAAAAACUUGAAGAGUUGGGUAUAAAGGCCAUGACAUUCAAUGAUUUACUCCAAGCACAGAAAGAGAUUAUUGCGCACAACAGGCAGCUAAAAGAACAGACAAAGCAGCUGGAAAAGGACAACGGUGACCUCAGGAAACAAAGUCUGCAGCUGCUGAAAGCGCGAUGUGAAGAGCUUAAUUUGGAUUGGUCGUCAUUGUCUUUGGACACCCUGCUGAAGGAGAAACAAGCCUUGAAGAGUCAGAUCUCAGAAAAACAGAGGCACUGCUUAGAGCUUCAGAUAAGCAUUGUGGAGUUGGAGAAGUGUCAACGACAGCAAGAACUAAUACAGCUGAAAUCUUACAUGCCAUCAGAUGAUGUACCCCUUCAACUACGUCACAAAAACAAGAAUUAUGAAAUGGAUACAGAAAGAAACAGAUUUCAACUUGAAAUUGAAUGUCCUAAAAUUCCAAUGGGAAGUAUGAAUGGUUUGAGCCCAGAACUCUCUAUUAAUGGAAGUGCAACUCCUUUUGAAAUUCACAGUUCUUUAAGCCGGCCUUCUUCCAAAUCCCAUAAUGUAUACAACACUGCGUUUCCAGAUCAGGAGAAUGGACUGUGCCUCCCAAAUUUUCCGAGCAAACACAAAGUGGACAGAUCCUCAAGUCAUUCUCUCCCUGACUAUACCAGAUUUUCUCCAGCCAAAAUCGCACUUCGACGACAUUUGAACCAGGAUCAUACAGGAGGGGGAAAACUUGCACAUGAAGUACAACUGGCCUGUGCCCAGAGGAUUGAAAACCUGAAAGAAACUGGCCUCCCACAUCAGAGUCCAGGAGUUCCUAAUGGUGUUCAGCAUGGUUCCAAUGAACAGCUGCAGCCAUCGUCACCAACGAUCCAGCAGAUGGCAUGUGAGAAAAGUAUAGAGAAGCUUUCUAAAGAGUUUAACAAAAGUCCAGUUAAUAAUUCUGAAACCAUAACCAGCCUACCGAUCAGUAUUCCAUUGAGCACUGUUCAACCAAACAAAUUGCCUGUCAGCAUUCCUUUGGCCAGUGUAGUUCUACCAGUUCGUGCUGAGAAAGCGAGAAACACACCUAGUCCUAUUCAUGUUUCAAAUCGUGACUUAUCGAUGCUUGACAAACAAUAUGGUGCUAAUUAUGGAAACGCAGCUGCAAACAAACCACAGUCUUUGGCUACCUCAGGUUUUUGUUACUCAGCUGGCUCUAUGACAGUCAAUGGAGUCCAUUCUGGUUCUUCCAUCCAGUCAGCACUCAAUAGUCAUGACAAGACAUUAGAAGAGUCUGAUUCCACCAGCGUAGGUAUCCUUGCCAACAGUUCUGCCUUGCAGAGUACAAACUUACAACAUCCAACAAUGCACCUGAUGCAGUCUCGGAAUUCUGAACACAACUGCCCCGCCACACAGCAUUCAGCCAGCCCUAGGCUCUCUGGCUCUCAAAACCCAACAGCCAGUUCCCCAAACGUUGCUGGGGUUUUACAGUAUGCAGACACACAAAAGGCCUUCUCGGAGGUAAUGAAAAAGGAUUUACCAUCAGACCAAGGUGCCUCUGAUCAGGAGAAUGAAUCUAAACGGAGAAUAAUAUUUUCCACUGCAAAUGCUGGAAACAUAAAGCAGCCAGUUUUAAACAAACAAACUUCAGUUGCUUCGGCCAUCAAGUUAGAAUCUGGACAGUCGAUUUCUCAAGAAGGAAAAAAGAAGGGCAGAAGGAAACGUUCUUCUCUGACAUCCAGUUUGAAUGCAGGCAGUUCUCCUAAACGGAAAUCCCUGCUUGCUUCACUUGGCCUUUCUUCAGGAUCUCCUUUGAAUAUAAGUUCCAUGGUCAAUAAUAUCAAUCAACCUCUGGAAAUAACAGCAAUUUCAUCACCAGAAACUUCAGUGAAAAGCUCUCCAGUUCCACAUCAGGAUAAUGAAGGACCUCCAAAUUUGAAAAAGAAGAAAAUGUUUGCAUCUAAUGGUGUUCAUUAUUCACCUCUUACUUCUGAUGAAGAACAAGAGGAGGAAAAUCAACAGAUUAAUGGAAGGAUUGAAAGAAAAAUGACUCAAUGCACUGUGUCGAUCGAGAGUAAAGAUAUUACACCUGUUUGUGGGGAAGGUGACCCAGUUGGAAGUUUAACAAUACGGAAGCAAGGACUCAGUUCCAGUAGUACAGACAACAGCAGUAAAUGGAAGUCCACUUUUUCUCCAAUAUCUGAUAGCAAUUUGACCAAGAACUCUGACAACGGAUCCCAGUCAGCAUCUGCUUUAUGCCAAGCGUCUCCUUUUGGCACCAGGCCUAUUACAGGUAUUUUUAACCAUGUGGUGCCUUCAGUCUCUUCUCAUCAAUUUGGAGCCAAUUUCAGCAAUGUUCCAGUAUCUAGUAGCACAAUAUUAAGCUUUAACCCACUACAGACUGUUCCUACAACUUCCCAGUCAUUUCUGUCUGUCUCUUCUAGUACAUUAUCUUCCACUGAUAGCAGAGUGAGUUCUUACCUUACCCGAGCACCUUCACAGUCUGUGCUUAACCCGCCUCCCCCUAAUAUUUCAUUGCCUCCACCCCCUCCAUUGUUAAAUUCAACUAGUUCUGACCCCUCACUUUUCCGGACUAUGUCUUCUGUUAGCGAUGGAUACUUGCCUCCAUCCAUCUCUUGCUCUUCAACUACUUCGCUUCAAUCUGCUAACACUGCAUUAGCCUUGAAGCUUGCGUCUUUGCAGCCCAAAGCAUCUCACCCGUCUUUCACGGUGCAUCACCCACCUCUGCCACACUCAGCGCUUGCACAGGCAGUACCUCUAAUUCCUCAGUCUGGUACAAAUACAUCUGCAAUGUGGGUCACACUUGGCAUGCAGCCUCCUUACGCUACACAUUUCUCUGGGGUUAAGCCUCGAUAAGAACUUGCGUACUUUAUCAGUCUUAUAAGGUAAUUAGGAAUUCUACCUCAAAACAAUGUGACCUAUGCAAGGACAAUGUGGACCAAGUUCAUCCACUUCCAUCAAACUAAAGGUGCUUGAGUGGCCUGCAAACAUUGUUUUGCUUCUUUACUACUGGAAAAUAAAAUAAAAUAUAUUCUACUGUGAAUUGGUUUUAGUGUUGCUGCAAAAAAAAUUGGCUCCCAUUGUACAGCAUUUUAAAAAAAAAUACUAUUUAUCAUCUUUCCAAGUGAUUGGGGCUAGUCGUUGUUCCAGCAAGCGUGUAGAGGUUUUGAGGUGUGAAGUGCAGCACACACCAGCAUUCAUUCGUUAGCCUGCUGUUGGUGCUAUUUUAAUCAUCACAAACUGUGCCUCUGUGGGUUCUGAUCCCUGGUGCUUAUUAUACUAAAAGGUUGAUUGCUGAACUGUUUGCUGAGAAUUUCUCAGCAACAGUUAAUGUCCUUGUAAUACUUUGCAUCACUUAAGUUUGGUACGAUGCAAAUAUUGCUCAACCUUGAGUUUAUUUUAUACAAGUUUGAUCGUGCUCCUUUCUUCCUCUGCCUCUGGUCUUUUGUAUGUUAAGUGAUAGAUUAUUAUAACAAACUGUCAUCACUGUCAUUCUCUUAAUUUAAUGGUGUUUUAUAGCAUUGUAAAUUGCAAUUGAAACGAUGUAAUCUAAUACCAUUAGAUAAAUUUAUUAUACAUUUGAAUUAUUGCUGUGUGUAAUUUUAAUUGUAAACAAUAGCACAUUGGUUUUCUGGUGAGCUUAGUAUAUAAUGAAGUGUAAAUGUUACCAUUUUCUACACAUUUUGUUUGAAAAAUGUAUUAUGUAUAAACAACCCAAGAAAGCAAAAUAUGAAAAGGAAGACUGAAAUUUAAUGCAGUGGGAUUUCAUAAACUUUUGUCAUUUUAAAAAUGUAUUUUAAACAUUUCUUUUUCACAGUUUUAUACAUUAAUGAUGGGACAUCUUUACUAAUAGUUUUUUAAGAAGUACCUCAAGUUUUUUUUUAAUAUCCUUACAAAACUUUCUGGUUUAGGAAUUCAACAUUGGAUUCUGCUUGAAGCUAAUUUUUUUUCUUUUAUCAAAUAAUUUAAAAAGCUUUUUUUUAAAGGUCUGAAGCAAAGAAAUUGCAGUACUUUUUUUUAAUAUAAUUGUAUUCACUAACCAAACUGCAGUUGAGACCAAUGCCAAGCAUUUUUUUUUGAAGUAUAAUAUGAUUGGAAUCUAUAACUGAGAGUGACUUAGUUUUGUAGGCCAGCCAGAAGCUGUGCUGCCUCUGUAAAGCUGAUUCAUAUGCUUCGUAUUUAUUGCAUUAUAGCACAGAGGAGGCCAUGAUUUUUUUUAAAAAAAAGACUUAAUAUGUUGGAUAAAGUAAACAUAAAAGCUAUAAGGGGAGGUGGGGUCAGGUUGGUAAGGGACUUGUCUUCAAGUUCUGCUGUUUUGAAACCACAUUGCAGUUUAAAAACUGUUGUAUUUUACCUGAGGGAAUUAACUCUUUUUUUUUCUUUGGAAUGUCUAGAAAGUAGUUAUAGUGGUGGUUAUGUGGGAAUUUGAGUUUGUGACUGAGUAAUUGUAAUAAAAUGAAAGCUUGUAAAAGUGUGAGCAGAAAUGUUGGCUUAUUACGUUAUGGGGAUUUGUGGUUCUGCUAAGAUAAAUUGACUUGGAUAUGCAUGCACCUUUAUGCAUGGCGCGCACUAAAAUAGUGACAUGUCUUACAGGUACAUGUUCAGUGCUACAUUAUGCACAAUAUAGUAAAAGUAGUAAGUGUUCCGGUGCAAACACUGGACACCUUCCACUGGUUAUCAGCUUGGGUGCAUAAUCAUAAUAUUUUAACCUUUUACUUGAAGUUAAUAUUUAUUCAAGUUUAAAAUACCAUAAUGUAGUACUACAGAAUUUUACUUCCCUUUCUCCAUUCUGGCACAUUUUUGGGCAAGUUCCUAUGAAAUGUGGCACGAGAGCUUUCUGAGGAAGAAUGAGAUUACCAGAAUGUAAUCUUUGAUUUUCUUCCUUUUUGAAAUAAUUAAGAGAAUAAUUAAGCUAGGAAAUAGUUGACUAAAAUUAGAUCUUUAGUCUGUUGCUGGUACAGAUGCAAUAGUUACCAGGUGUUAUAAACUUGGCUGUUGAGAUACAAGUCAAAUAUGUUAAAUCCAGAGUUCAAUUCUAUUGAAAUAGACACUAAAACAGUUUAAAAAAAAUUAUCCAAGAUUAUGGUCUUUGGUUGGAUUUCAAUCUCUUAAAGAACCUACUUUGUAGAAACCAGUGAUAUUGACUUAACAGCGGAUUGAUAAUUUGGAUAAUACAUUCUGCCUAUCAACUAUCUACGAGAAAGUUAUGAAUCAGUUAUAAAUCUGACUUCCUUUUGUACAAAGUGACAGUGUUCACACUAGUACUUGGUAGAAAGCCAGUUAUGAUAAAACAUCAAAAUAAAUGGCAGGAUGUUCUCAUAAUUAGCCUUAAAUUUGUAGGUAUAUUGAGGUGUAAUUACAUACUGUGAAAACUGAGCCAUAUAACUUAAUAGAGAAAAGAUGCAUUUACGUCAUUUUAUGUCUGUUUCUAGUAAUAAUACAAACUGCUUUACUUAAGCAGACAAAGUCGGUUUGUACAAUCUGUCAGGGGUGCCUCGAGCAUGCAGAAAUUGUAAAUGAGAUUCACCCCUUAAGAAUAAAGCAUCUAUUGUAAUCUGUACACUAUUUAUCGUUCAGUUUAUUGUAAGGAAAAAUGUACAAAGUAAUACCUAUUAUUUUAAUAUAUAUUAUCAAAAUGCCUGAGAUAUAUUAAAAACUAUUACCUAAUUUUCUUUAGUAUAUCUAAAUACUUCGGAGAAUGUUUUUUUUCUGUUUGUAACAAAUUGUGCAUUUUCUAUUUUGGAAAAAAGUAAUCUAACCCGUUCCAAGUGAUUCUGUGAACCAUCACAAGGCACAGAUGACAUUUUACAGCACUGAAAGAUAAUGUCCAUCAUAUGCUGGAUUUUAGAUGUUAAUUAUAUUUUAUAUUUUUCACUUCCCCACAUGCACUUAAGGAUAUCUGAACAUAGUUUUAACAUUUAAAAUGCUUAUGUUGGGAAAAUGUUUGAUACAAAAAUAUUUUAAUCCUCUUUGCACUGCAUCCUGAAUGAGCAUUUAAAGCAAUGCAUCUGUAAAUAACUAAAUUCUUGUUUUAUAAAAUAUUACAAUUUCUUGUAAAUGGUGCAUCAAGAAUCCGGUUUCAGGUGAGAUUACAUGCUUACUAGAAAUUAACCACACAGGUAAUACAAAUUAAAAUGCAAUAAAUAUGAAGUGUUGUGAUCUUGGAAUAUGAUAAGGGGAUUACAAUAUAGUGUUAAAACUCCUGAUUAUUUCGGGCACAUAUUAUCCCCAAAAUGUUUACAUACAGGAGUUGGAAUUAAUAAUUUUGCAAAUUUCUUUAAAAAUGUACAAGAAUCUCAAUUUUGUAAGUGUUUAGCCAUUUAACUCCCCUGUAAAGUCCUCCAUAUUAGCUCUUAACAUCUCCAUAGAUUUGCAUCAUUUUGGACCAUUGGAUCAGAAGGUUACAUAUCCUGUGUAAGAUGGACGUUACCUUUAUAUAUAUAAAAAAAACAAGUGGAGGAUGAACCAGAUGUUCUUUGCACUUGUACCAUAUAGUCUGUCUUUUGUGGCUAUAGUUUAUCUUGUACAAUGUUGCUUGGUGUGGAAGGACAAAGAAGCUAUCCUAAAUAAACACAAUGCUAAGGAAAUAAAAUCUGUGGUCAUUUAAAAACUUGUCGAAUAUACACAAGUCAUCCAGUAUGUACAGAUGAGAAUCUGAUGGCGCUCAGGAAUUGUCUUGUAACUAUUUUGGCAUAGCUGUAGAAUUUGAAAUAUAACUAGAUACUAACAUUAAUAGCCAGUUCAUUUAGUGCUUCAAAUUUUCCACAAUGUAGACAGUGCAUAUACUGUGUGGUAGGGAAAGGAAUGCUUUUGUGAUUACAAUUGCCUAGUGCUUAUUAAAUUUUGUGAAAUUUGUGAAGGUUAAAUUGGCAUUCUAAAGAACUUGUAGUGUUUGUAAUGUUAUAGUAGUAAUGCUAUUUUUUGCCAUUCCACGAGUCUCUGGGGUUGUAAAGUACUGUAAAUCCAUUUCAGUUGCAACUACUAAAUUGUGUUUUUUUUUGAGGAAUAACAUUUCCUCAACUUGGCAGUUUUGACAUUUUACCCCAGCUUACUCUUGAUCUUUGUCUCUAGUGUUUAUUUUGCCAAGAAUUUUAAUGCAUUUGUUUUUUUUUGCUUUUAAUAAA